UUUUGCUAUGGCAAAUAGACGUGAUGUUUUGAAAACUUCAAUGGAUCCACUGCCAAAUGCCAGUGACCCUUUAAGGGAUCUAUUUGAAGCCUGCAAAGUAGGAGAUAUUGCCAGAGUGCGGAAAUUAGUUACUCCCGUUACUGUGAAUGCCAGGGAUACUGCUGGAAGAAAGUCUACACCCCUUCAUUUUGCAGCUGGUACACUAUUAGUUGCAUCUAUGUUAGUCAAAUCUGAACCUAUAAGGGGUUUCAUUAAGAAUUGUCCAUAUAGUAACUGGAGAAACCUUAGCACAAAAUACGAAGAUUUAACCUCAAAAACUUAA
This is a messenger RNA of Diabrotica balteata, 322 nucleotides long. NCBI's taxonomy places the organism in Eukaryota, Metazoa, Arthropoda, Insecta, Coleoptera, Chrysomelidae. The record is from the annotation of a GenBank genome assembly.